AUGGCGCCGCUAUCUCCCACAUCGAAGCAAGCCAUCGAACGACUGAGACGUUAUGUCCCGCCCCCAACCAGUUACGACUCCGUCCCGCUGUCGCGACAGGCUGCUGUGCUGCUUCUGCUCUUUGCCGAUCGACGAGGCGAUCUUCGGGUUAUCUUAACCAUCAGAUCUAACACACUCAAAUCAUACCCCGGUCAAGCAGCACUACCAGGUGGGAAGGCGGAUUCAUUAUCAGAGACGCCGUUCGAGACUGCUCGGCGCGAAGCAUUUGAGGAAAUCGGCCUGCCCAAUAUCGAUCAGAAGUUCCCAUCCCCUUUUUGGGUAGAGCAUCUCUGCGAACUCCCCGCCAAUCUUGCACGGACCGAGCUGGUCGUACGGCCGUGUGUGGCGCUUCUCCACUCUUACGACGAAGUUACAGGUGAAGAUGCUGAUCCGGAGGAGGCGUUCAUGCCCCAACUCGACGCCAAGGAGGUGGCGGCCGUCUUCUCGGGGCCAUUCCACAAUUUCCUGAUGAUGCGGGACGAGCCCCGUGGCGAGGAUGAUUUCAGUCUUCCAGACGACCCUUCCGAGUGGUAUGAUGGAACAUGGACCAACUGGAACACUACUUGGUGGCGCAUGCACCAUUUCUUCGUUCCGAUAACGAACCAAAAGGUUACAAAGCCAAGAAGAAAGAGCAUUGACCAAGAUGCCGCUGUUGAUGAACUAGAGAGGCAGGAGAUAUCCAUGGGACUAACCCGCUAUCAAGUAUUCGGUAUGACCGCUCGAAUUCUAGUCGAUGCUGCUCGAGUGGCCUACGCAGAAGAGCCUGAAUUCGAACAUAACAGUCAUUUUGGGGACGAGGACAUGAUCGCUCGGCUGAAAAAGAUCGGCAGGUUCAAGGAAACCCGAGACCCGGCGGACGAACUUACUACAGAAAUGUUUGAAAAAGCCUCCAAAUUGACGUGA
This is a messenger RNA of Blastomyces dermatitidis ER-3, 942 nucleotides long. Its product is annotated as NUDIX domain-containing protein. Bases 1 to 942 code for a protein of 313 amino acids. NCBI's taxonomy places the organism in Eukaryota, Fungi, Ascomycota, Eurotiomycetes, Onygenales, Ajellomycetaceae. Gene Ontology annotation, molecular function: acetyl-CoA hydrolase activity; coenzyme A diphosphatase activity. The record is from RefSeq and is a predicted model, not a curated record. The transcript is spliced from 4 exons. Gene Ontology annotation, biological process: coenzyme A catabolic process.